This is a messenger RNA of Seminavis robusta, 2555 nucleotides long. The record is from the annotation of a GenBank genome assembly. NCBI's taxonomy places the organism in Eukaryota, Bacillariophyta, Bacillariophyceae, Naviculales, Naviculaceae.
GGCAUUAGCAUCUGAAAGUCACAACCAGUGAGUACAACCCCUUGCACAGUCUUGCCAAAUUCUUGAGCGAGCCAUUCGGGAAUGAUGGGAUGCCAGAGAUGGGCCCGUGGAUCGCGCUCCAACUGAUCACAUAACCGAGCAAUAACACUUCACCUCUUGAUGAGGGCAUUGGUCGUGUGACAAGGAGACCCUCACAGAAUUGGGAGAAACCGUGCUCACAAAUAAUCAAUCAAAUUUUUCAUCUCUCGGCAAUCGAGAAAAGCGCAUCGGCAAGCAACUUGGCGACGAAGCCAAACGUCCCUUGAAGAAGAAGACAGGCCCGAGUCAUCAGUCCCAUUGCUUUUGAAAAACUGCGAGCAGUAAAGAGGAGCGUGCCCACCUCCAAUCUUGGGCAAGCACCAUUGCAAACGUUCCGAGAUUAUCUUAUUCCCAUCCAUUAUCUAUCUACCCAUCAAUCUACUACUAUACCCACCUUAUCACAAAACCAAAAGAAACAAACAUACCCCAGAGCUACCAAUUGAUUAAGUUGAAGCAAGGGUAUCUGAAUCUCCAGAAAGACAAGACAAGACAAGCACUUCUGAGGAAGAAGAUUUGACCAUGACAAUGACAAUAAUGAUUUCCAAACUGAUAUUAUUACUCCUGCUACCCGUGCUUGCAACGGGCGUACGACCCCACACUCUUUGGUUCUUUGGAAAUAGCUACACCAAGAAUCAGGGAAUGGUGGGAAUGGCCCGAUGUUUCUAUACCCUCGAAACCCAACGAUUAGAUCCUCCCGUUCUGACGGUCCAUACUCCCGCCUACACUCCCGGCGGUGCUACCCUACAGAAUCACAUUGCCUAUCUCCGCGAUGAUCCCAAUGCUCCCUUUUUCGACAAUCCCGACGAAAUUUAUCCCUGGGUCCUCUUGCAAGAACAGAGCAUUUACCCGUCCAUUCCAGCAUACCUCCAGGAUUCCAUUCGAGCGGCCAAUGAUUUGAGUUUCUUCUUUUGGCUACGACCCGUACAGGAUGUCAUGUUCAUCAUGACAUGGGGCGGUAGGGGUGGACAUAUUGAUAGUCAAGUGAAUUAUCCCUCGUUUUUGGCCCACAACGAUGCGCUCUUUGAGGGAUACCGGCAAAUGGUCCAAACCACAUCCACAAACCACGUCCCAAGGUACAUGGCACCCUGUGGAUUGACAUUUGCUACCAUUCACAAUGAUUGUGUGGAUGCUGGACUCGAUCCACAAGAUCCGGAAGUCUGCCUCUUUGCCAGACUCUACGUCAAUGAUGGUCGUCACCCUUCUCGUAUUGGUGCCUACGCUUGCGCUGCCACCAUCGGGGCAUCCAUGACUGGUAUUCACCCAGAUACUACCACUUGCCUCCCCCGUCAAGGUGAUGGCAUUAACGAGGAGGAGGCAUACGUGGUCCGAAUGGCAGUGGAAAAAACCAUUCGAGAGACUUUUGAAUCCGGAUUGAUCAAUUACAAAUUCGACACUAUUUGGCCGGCACCAGAUGCCACGGCUCCGACUGUUCCUGCUACUCAACCACCCGUCCCGGCUGUCACAAUGCCACCCGCUGCCAGCAAUGGCAAUGGACCCCCGGACGAAACACCAGGCAAUGGACCUCCAGAACCAGUGCCGGGCAUUGGACCCCCGGAAUCAAUAACAGGCGACGAAGAAGUACCAGACUGCUGGGCUUUGCCACCACCCGCUGAUGGGUCUUGUCUUCCUGCAAACCCGUCGACUAUUGAUGAUGGGAUGCCCGAUGCCUAUAGAGGAUGGUAUUCUUUGAACAAUGAUGGUUGCUGUCAAGACUUCUGUCGUUGGAAUGGGUAUAGUGGUCCCGGAGGGGACCCAUCCAUUCAAACUACACAUGAGAACUCAUUUUGGGCUUGCCGACCAGCGGGGUACUCCACCUGUACCUACUGGAGAAACUAUUUGACUCCUUUCACUGCUACAAGGUGCCUAGCGCAGGGUGUUCCGGCGGUGGGAACCGUGGCGCCCACCGAGGCGGGUACUGCAGCAGUCACCACAGUGGGUACCGUGGCGGGCACCCCAGCGGGUACCGUUGCGGGCACCCCAACAGGAACCGCGGGAGCCACGACCGGCGGUGGUGAUUUGGGCACUCCUGCGUUUACCAGCAGUCCAUCGGCUGAUAUUGGGACCGACGUGGAGAAGAAGUCGGAAAGUUCCGAGGAGAGCUCUGCGAAAUUUGAACAGUAUCAGCAUUCCCGACACGACGAGGAGGCGGAGGGAGGCGAAGCAAUUUAUUUGUUGGAGAGUUCGGCUGCCAACGCAGGUUUUGCGUGGAGCUUGGCAAGUCGAGCACUGGUUGUGGCGGCAUCCGUGUUCCUGAUGGCAUGACGGUGACGAGGUGAGGACGAGGGAUUUUUCUUCCUGCAGACAAAUCAACUCCUGCUGUUUCCAUACAAUCCACACAAGCCGAAAAGUACAUAUGUUAGAUAUUGAAGACAAUUAGAUGAGUUAGCUAUGCACAAAACUGGGUAUCUUUUUUGUCUUUUGGGAGCAAUUACCUAUUGCAUAAAACUGGGUACAAUAUCUGUUUCCCUCUGGUGCCU